Molecule: messenger RNA, 4875 nt
Organism: Plasmodium inui San Antonio 1
Lineage: Eukaryota; Apicomplexa; Aconoidasida; Haemosporida; Plasmodiidae
Exons: 1
Coding region: 1-4875 (1624 amino acids)
Source: RefSeq, a predicted model, not a curated record
AUGAAGAUCACAAAGGAGAAAAGAAACAUCAGGUUCGAAUACGAACUGGAAAAAAUGAAAAAAAAAAAAAAAGACAAUGUAUUGAUACUAAACAUUAUUAAUAGCAAAAUAAAUUAUAUCUGCUAUAUUUUAAAGAGUGACUACAGGGACAUAAUAAAUGACGUGAGCUACGAAAAUAAGUGCUCUCUUGAGAUCUGCUUCUAUUAUUGCAAGGCGUACAUCACCUUCCUACUGCUCUAUUAUCCAUACAUACACAAUUAUCUGAAAUGUCUCCGAAGUAACAAGCUCAGAAUAUACCGCAAUUUUUACAAAUACAUUUUAAAUUUGCCGAACAAUUUUUGUUCCCUCCUGUUUAAGCUGAAAAUUGUUGACGAGGUGAAGAGAAGGGACGCACAAAACUCCAGCAAUGAUUAUUACCAUGUCGGGAAUAUGUGCGACGGUGGGGAUGUUCCCCCUGCAAUGGGAUCCUUGCAUGACUUCCAUGCAUCCCAUGCCUCCCCUGCGCUGCUUCAGCUGAGCGGGGCCAACUUCUUCGAUGCAUUCUCGAAAGACAGCUAUAUAAAAAUUUUAUUCUCUCGUAUUUACGUGAAGAAAUACCACAAGCGGAUUUUUAAGAUCCUAAAAAUUGUCCUUUUUUAUCACUCCUUGCCAGUGUUUUCCUUUUCACCCAAGUUUUUCCGAACGUACCAUAAGGGGAGGCGGAGGGGGGGAAAGAAGCAGGUUAGCCAAAAUAAUGUGCCACAGGGGGGAGAGUUCUUCACGAAGGAUGAUACCAAUGAGAGGGGAAAAGAUAUAUUCAAGGUUUCCCCCCCUGAGGAGGAGGAGAAGAAGAAAGAGAAGAAAAGGAAGAGGAAGGAAAAGAAUGAGAAGAGGAAGGAGAAGAAUGAGAAUCUGAAUCAGAAGAAGGACCUCCAUAACAGAGUGCCAUUCAGAAGGAGGUACUUUAAGACGCCCCUUUUUAAACACGUGGAGGUACCCACCAUCUACUUGGACGACUACGACAGGAGUAGCAGCAGAUUGUUGGUUAAAAAAAGUCUGGUAAAAAUCAGGAAGAGGAGAAAAAAAGGAGGAGACAAAGUAGAAGAUACAUUUCUUUCAGACAACAGUGCAAGUGCAACGAGUGCAAGUGUAAGCAGUGAAAGGAGUCCAAGCUGUUUAAGCGACUCGGAAGAGGAAAGAGAAGUGGAGGCCUUCUUGAGACAAGAAGUGAAUGUCCCCAAUGAGGAAAGCGGUGGGAUACCUACAACGCAUAGUAACGUUGGUGCGUCUGCGUUGGAGGAGGGGGACUACCCCAAGAGGAUCUGUACACAUGAGGAGAGCAUCCAUCUUAUGGAAUCUACUCAAAAUGAGCACCCAUCAGGUGCAACGCUGGAAGAAAGGAACAACAGCUUCCAGGCGAGUACCCCGAGAAAGGGUUAUUCGCCCCAGGGACUAUGCAUGGAAGAGAACUUCCUCGAAUUUGUGCGACACGAAAAGGGAAAAAAUAAAUCGCAGAAGCAGAUCGAAUAUACGUAUGGAAAUUACGUACUGAAGGAUAUACGGAAGUACCUAAGACAGGAGAGGAAAACAGGACCAAAGAGGGAGAAGAAGAAAAUCUAUUUGCAUGAAAUGUGGAAGCAUAUAAUCGACUUUGACCAAACGGAUGAUAAUAAAAACACGCUCAUACAUAAAGCUUGCUUAGUUUCCAAUGCGAACAUAAUUUUUUUACUUCUACGUUUGAACGUGAAUCUGAUGGUUUAUAAUGACAAGUGUGAGUUGCCUAUUCACUGCACUCUGUACAAUUGCGACACGUACCUUUUUCUCCUGUUGCUGCAUAAUACGGUCGAGUAUCUUUUUUUCUUUUACCUAAGCGCCUACGGUGGAGGCGGUCGAAGGGGGGAAGGGUCCCCAAAAGUGAGGGCCACCAAGAAGACAAAUCCCACGGAGUGCCCCUCAAACACUGGCGACGCCAAACCGGACGAUCCAAGGUUGAAGCGCGAGUUGGAGGAAAAGCAGGCACAAGGGAAGAAGACUCUACUGAACGAGGCGCACAGGGAAGAGGAGCACGCUCAAGGGACGAACGGCGAAGGGAUGCUCACCGAAGAGACAGGAGAGGAAUGCCCCACCAGGAAGGCAAAUAAACGUCACUCCAAAUACAUAAAGGACGACUUCUUUUAUCACAAAAAAAUUAACAGCGUUUUUCUCACGGCUGUUGUAAAGCUGUACUUAAGCAUAUUGGUGAAAAUUAUCGAGCUUGGAAAUUUUGAAUUUUUAAAAAUCCUAUACAAUUACAAUAAAGAGAUUUUUUGUUACAUUUUACAUAGGAGGGACAUGUGCUACUUCCUGUGCUCGUUCGCUUCCAUGUACAACUGUAUGAAUGUGUUUUUGAGGCACUGCAAUGGGAUGUUGCGGUGUCAGCGGUGUGUGGGGGGGAGUAGAAAAAGGAAGAACGAUGAGGGGACGCGGGGGGCAGAGCAUGCCUUCGUGGUGCGCAAAAACAGGCUUAGGGAGGGCGCUACGCAAGUGGAAGAGGAGAAGAACAAUACACACAAUGUGGAAGACGAAGAGGAGAAGCACAGGACACACAAUAUGGAAGAAGAAGAGACGAAGUACACCACACACAACGUGGAAGAGGCGCCCCAUGUGGACAGUGCGCGGAUAGCCCCCCAAGGCAAAAGACCAGCCAGGUGUUACCCUGUGAAGAAAAGAAUCGACCGACAAAACGGAGUGGAAAUAUUUUACUCAAACGAGUGCUCCAAGCACAUCUUCGUGCCAGAGCCCAGCGACCAUCCCUACGUGAGGAAUAAAAUUAAAACGAACAUCCCGGAAAACUCCAGCAGGUUAGACGUCCUAAUAUCGAAUAAACAUGGCAUAUUGAGGCUAAACACGUUCGUCAACUUUAAGUUGAAAAAGGUGGAAAGGAAAGCAACGGCAAAUGACAUUUUAAGGGUCCACGACAUUUCGUACGUCAAAAUGUUACUCAGAAGGAUAAAGAGGUUCACUUCGAAUAAAUACGAUGAUGUCAAUCCGUACGAUGAUUUUUUGGAAAACACGAAGAAGAAUAGGAAAAAUUACCUCUCCUUAUCAUCGGAUGAUUUGAAUGUAUCUUCUUCCUUUGCUGUGUCGGACCAUAUGGAUGUUUUGAAUAGUAGCGAAAUUAUCAGUGCCGUUUGCGAAGAAGGGGCAAGCGAAGGUAUGGAAGGCUCCAAUGAGGUUGGCAGUGAGUGCUUCAAUUCGGGUGUUCCCUGUGGGAAUAAAGAAGCGAGGGGAGAGGUACUCUCCAUAGUGAGGGACAACACCAAAGGGGGCGAGAGAGAAUUAGAAAUGCCAAGUCAAAGUCUCAGCACCGAUACGAAGGAAAACGCAGGAGGAGGUAUCCAAAGCAGAAAGUGGAAUAGCGCAAAUAAUGGAAAGGAAAAAGUAGACAAAUUAAUUUUGUUAGACAAUGAUACCUUUGUCAAUAAACAUUCGUUUAACUGCGCAUUGAAUGCCAGUGGAGUGGUUUUAGAAGCGCUGGAUUUUAUACAUAGGAAGAAGAAAAGAAAGAAAAAAAUUUUCUGUGUUGUUAGACCCCCUGGUCAUCAUCUGGGAACUUACGGUGCUGCGCAAUUUAACCAAAGCGAUGAAGAUAGAGCAGCAGGGAGUCAAGGAUUCUGUCUUCUGAAUAAUGUAGCCAUCGGAAUGUCCUACGCAAAGUAUAAAUACGAAAGGUUCGAGCGGAUCGCCGUGAUCGAUUUUGACAUCCACCACGGAAAUGGAACGGAACAAAUUAUCCGAAAUUUGGGAUUAAAAAAAAUCAGAAUUAAUGACUACGUUGAUAUAUAUAGUUGGAAGGGAUGGAAGGAUAAGAAUGACAGGAAUAGCGUAUUCUUCAGUUCGAUUCACGCAUUUGAUGGCUACUUCUACCCGGGAACAGGAAACGACACGGUGGAGUUGGAACCAUACAUCAUUAAUGUAACUUUGAAGAAAAAUAUGAAUGAACAAGAUUUUCUCCAAUUAUUUCACGACAACAUAUUAAUUCAUCUGUUUCAUUUCCGACCAAAUUUGCUCUUCCUAUCUGCUGGGUUUGAUGGACAUAGACUCGAUUUUGUUAAUAACGGCUUUGUGAAGAAAAACACGUCUACCUACUUUCAUAUGACGAACUUAAUUUUGUCUCUCCAGAACAAACUGCGCUUUCCCAUCAUUAGUGUCCUCGAGGGAGGCUACAACACGUCCAAUGACAUGGCAUCCGUUUUCAGCUUGUCCGUUUUGGAGCACCUUCUUUCUUUCUACUACAGCGAUGCGGUGUUUGUGGCGGGGCGGAGGCGAGGUCACUUCGCUAGGCGCGCCACGAUGGUGAAUAAGGCGAACAGGAAGGUUACCACCGCCAACAGGAAGGUUGUCACCGCCGACAAGAAGUCUCCAACCGCCACCAGCACCACCAUCCACUGCGCCAAAGGAGGCACUCUGAAAUUCCCACACAUCUCUGUGGGGAAGAUUAAAAUGGAUGCCAUGUUUAAAAAAUAUUUCGCUAUUUUUAAAGAAAAGACGAAAGAAACUGAAAAUUUGAAGUUAACUAAAUGUGUGAGAGAUUAUGAAGCUUAUUUGAAGCAUUUUGUUGAGAAGCAAAACGAAGUGAAAAUGAAGGUGAACACGUUUCUCUCUAAACAUAUGAGACACUUUGAUAGUUUGCUUUACCAACGGAGGGCUCUACAUUUUUGCAACCUAGGGCAGAUUUCCCUCCCAUUUGAGGCCUAUUUCUACGAAGUUAUGCGUCAUUUUAGGAUUUUUCUCGAAGGAAGUGAAGUCGCCAAAAUGGACGCGAGGGAGCUGUCUACCAACUCGAGGGAGUUCUUCUCCGUGCUGAACAGCCCGUCCGACUUGCGCGAUUUGGACCCGGUCUAUUUUCAGCGGUAA